GAACUGUCCGCGAACACACUCUCCAGAUUCACCUCUGCCGAUCCUGAGAAUGACGACCCUACACCUUCCGGUCGAAGACAAGCUAUGGUCAUAAACGACACAGAACUCAUAGUUGCCGUUGGGUCGGAGCUGCGUGUGAUGACAUUAGGGGAGGUGAAGUUGAAUAACAAGGCCUCGAGGUCGUAUAAAGUUCUGCACACACCGAACUUACAGUUUGACGUACACCAACUAGCGUUGAAUCCAAGUGGUAAACUCCUCGCCGUGGCGGGCGCUUUCCAGAUCGCUGUUGUCGUUCUCCCUCGGCCAGGAUUUACUAAACUUGUUCCACAAGUCGUGGACUGCAAGUCCAUACAAGUCGGACAGUACCACCAUGCCACUACCGACGCAGCUCCUAUUGCCAAGGUUGAAUGGCAUCCGUGGGGCGAGGCUGGCUCUACCUUGAUGGUCAUGACCACUGAUGGAAAGCUACGGGAGUAUGACAUUUCUACGGAUACGGAGGAACCACAGCAGGUCGUCUCCUUCGUACAGCCACGGCCGCCGAAGAAAAGCAAGUCAUACCGCGUCGUCGAUGAAUCAGAAUACGAAGUCGCUUCUUUCACGUUCGGCAAGGGACUGGCAGACUGGGGUCCUCUGACCGUCUACGCUGUCCUGAAAAGUGGCGACAUCUAUGCAUGUUGCCCUUACAUGCCGCAGAAUGCCUCUAUCCCUUCAUCAUAUAUCCAUGCCCUCGAGUGCUUUGUCUCCGCUAAACAAGAGUUCUUGGCGCACAUGAUACCUCCCCCCGCGGACAUGGAAACAUACACUCGCGCAUACGACUAUCAAUACAAGUACAUCAAAGCCCUCCUCAAACAACUCCCUCCCGGUACGGUCUAUCCUGCAGCUUCUCGACCAGUGCUUCUCCACCCUCCAGCCACCAUCCGAACUCCAACACGCAUCCAAGGCCCAUUUCUUCUCCAACCAUCACCCAGGGACGUGGAUGGCACCGAAGGCGGAUAUGCCACGGACAUUCUGUAUAUGAAGUUCGGUGCUGAGGCGGAGGUCGGUGAGGAGUGGCAGGAUGAAGGCGAGACCGAAAGGCUGGGCCUGGUUUUGGUUACUUACCAGGAUGGAAGGGUGGACGUCUGUUUGGAUGUGGAGAAGGUGGAAGCCAGAUGGGAAACCACUCAGACCACCCCGACAGACCGAAAUGCGGAACUGCCAAUGCUAGCGGUAUACGAAUCUGUCGACCUUGGCCUUGUUUCUAUGCUCUCCAGUUGUCAACCACCACUGUUGGACCUUCUAGCGGGCAAUCAGCCUGUCCUUCACGCAGAUCCGAUACACGAUGACACAGUCUACGUAUACCAUGCCUUCGGUGUACAUGCGUUAUAUCUGGACAAGCUGCUUCGUAGUCUUGCUGCCGCUCUCCACGGAGAUCCUACCGACAAAGCCCUACUUUCAUCUUUGGAGGAGUCAGAACAGACAGAUGUGCGGCCGGUUGUGUCCACGUUUUCCGUCGAACGAAGAUCAUCAAACCCUGUGAUUGCUGUCUCGAUACCAAACGAUGUCUACCUGACAUACAGCAUUUUCAUCCUCACAUCAUCCAUGCGUGUUGUCUCCUUCGUGCUGAACCUCCGCUCUGACGCUCUCCCCGAACCCUCAAAUCCACCGGAGCGAGCCGCCUCUGUACCACCCCCUGAGAAACCCCUUCUUCUACUUCCUUCCGGCGCGCGCGCGUACACCUCACUCCUAGGCGACAAACCCUUUGAACCCCCCGCCAUCUUCGCCCGCCAGACUGGUCUUCCAUCUCAACCUCUCCUCGCUCUCCCGCCACCGCCACCGAACACCGGUGCGAACGCAAAAGAAUUCCGUCUUACCCCCGAUACACUCCGCUAUCUCGGCCAAACCUAUGAGCGUUUCAGUGCUCAAAUCCAGCAAGUUCAACUCGGAUACCUUGCUGUACAAUCGCGGUCUGCCCUGCAGAAAGAAGAACACGAGCGACAGGCGCGCAAGUUCCAGGAGGUGAUGGAAAAGGCGAAGCAACUCAAGACUGAGAGGAGGGAGAAGACAUUACGAAGAGUCGAUGAGGUGAAGGGCGAGAUGAACGAUUUGUUGGCGAGGAUGAAACGUGUGCUUGGGAUGAUAGCAAGGAAAGCUAAUCCGGAAUUGAGUGGGGUGGAGAGGAGGUGGUUUGAGGAGUUGGAGAGGAUGAAGGAGCAGGUCGUAGGUCACGGGAGGUAUGAUGAGAGUUCGUUGGUUGCAAGAGGAAAAAUGGUCGAGCACGAAUACACUCGGCUUCUGCCGCACCUCAGAGCGGAGGAGGAGAAGGAACAAUUGCGGAAGGCUCGCGAUCGGAAUGACGAAAUCGGUCUCUCGCAAAUGUUCGAGUUCGGACAACAAUUCGAGCAUGAACAACGUAGGAUUGCGAAUCUACAGAAGGAGUUGCAACAGCUUGCAUUGAAGAUGGAUGUCACGCUCCCAAGACCACCACCACUAUCGGCCGGUUCGAAGGUGGGGUGAGGGCACUUAUUAUCUCCAGAGUGAGGAGUUGGAAGGCAUUUAGCUUGUUGAUCAUGUGUAUUAUCGAUGUUGAAACUUUUGUCGCACCUUAGACGGGC
Molecule: messenger RNA, 2594 nt
Organism: Stereum hirsutum FP-91666 SS1
Lineage: Eukaryota; Fungi; Basidiomycota; Agaricomycetes; Russulales; Stereaceae
Exons: 9
Coding region: 85-2496 (803 amino acids)
Biological process (GO): ribosomal large subunit export from nucleus; ribosomal small subunit export from nucleus; protein import into nucleus
Cellular component (GO): nuclear pore
Molecular function (GO): protein binding; structural constituent of nuclear pore
Source: RefSeq, a predicted model, not a curated record